AUGUCCCAGGACGCCCCCCUCUCCCCGUCAUCCCCGCCGGAGGGGUCCAUCACCAUCCGCGUCCGCAGCAAGGACAACGGGGAGCUGCACUUCCAGCUGUCGCCCUCGCAGCGCCUGGGCCGCGUAUUCGAUCGCGUCUGCACGUACAUCGAUCCCUACAACAGCCACAACGAGCUCGUCUUCCUCCAUGACGGCCAGCGUCUCGACCCCAACAUGGCCCCCGCGGACGCCGGUCUGACGGACGGCGACGCCAUUGACGCGCUCCCGCGGCAGUCGGGCGGGCAGGGCCCGCUGCUCCCGCUGGCCGGCGAGCCCGUGACGCUCGAGGUCCUGGUCGACGAGAUGGUGUCCUCCCCCUGGGCCUCGAAGGCCGGCGUGGACGCCGGCAUGGCGGCGGGCGUGUGGCGCGCGCUGACGCAGCACAUCGAGGCCGCGCUGCACACGGGCCGGAACGUCGCGGUGCCGCACCUCGGCUCCUUCGUCGUCGCGAGCGCGAUCGACACGCGCUCGGGCCGCGAGGCCGGCUUCGUGCGGCCCUUCUUCGAAAUCGUGCUGGGGCGCUUCAGCGGGGUGCGCAUGCGCUGCCUGCGGUACGCGCCGGCGUCGCGCGGCGCCGGCGCGCAGCCGAGCCUCGUGCACAUCCAGAAGGAGUCCGGCGUGUCGCGCAAGCUCGCGUACGAGAUCAUCCGCGAGCUCGUGCGCCGCAUGGGCGCGCACAUGAACGCGCGCGCGCGGCCCAUCAAGGUGGCGUUCCCGGGCCUGGGCCACCUCGUGACGGACGGCCGCAUGCAGCUGGCGUUCAAGUUCGAGCGCGCGCUGCUCGAGAGCAUCUUGAAGGACAAGGGCGGGGACGCCGAACGCGCCCCGGAGCCGCUGCCGCCGUCGCGCUUCCCCGAGGGGAGCGUCGAGGGCGCCGUGGAUCGCCUGGCGCGGCGCUGCCGCGCCGAGGACACGAGCCGCAGCGGGAUGGUCGCGCGGAUGUCGCUCGAGGCGUGGCUGGACGAGGCGGUGCAGGCGGGAUGCGAGGUGCUGGGGUCGCUGCCGAGCUCCACGCUGCUGCGCCUGCUGCGCGAGGCGACGUACGGCCGGAGCAAGUCCUUCAUCGAGUACCGCGCGUUCCUGGAGGCCCUCACGGACGCGCUCGGGGACUACGUCGCCGCACCGCCGCCGACCGCCAAGGCCGCCGCCGCGCCCAAGCGAGGCAAGGACGCGCACGCGCACGGUCACGGUCACGGGCACGGGCACGGUCCCGCGCCGGCCCAGGCGGCGUCCUCGGCCGCCGGCCCGCACGGCGGCGACCGCGCAUCCAUCCCCGACCCCGCGGACUUCGCGCACGUGGAGGAGGAGGUCCUGCCGACCGCGCGCGGCGCCGGCAAGUCCGUGGUGCGCGGGAGGUCGAUCGGCCGCGCGAAGGAGGCCUGGGGCGCCGCGCCGCCUGCCCCGGCCCCGCCGCCGCCCCCGUCCCCGCGCCGGCGCCCGCGCCCGCGCCCGGCGCGCAGGACGUCCCCACGGACGAGGACCUCGCGGCGUCGGACUCGGAGGUGGUCCCGGGCGCGCCCGACUACCUGCGGCAGGCGCAGCUCCCACAGACGUGCCGCGCGGCGGAGAAGGGCCACGACGUGA
Pedinophyceae sp. YPF-701 is the source of this 1623-nucleotide messenger RNA. The record is from the annotation of a GenBank genome assembly. Lineage: Eukaryota; Viridiplantae; Chlorophyta; Pedinophyceae.